AUGUACGACGGCUAUGCGUAUUUCCCAAACAACUAUUGGGAGACAGCGCCAAACAACGAUACAUUGGAUCAGUGUUCAAGCGAUGGCGUUUGGAUGAUGCUACGGCCGCACGUCAUCUUCGUGACCUUUAUUUAUAGCGCAGCGGCUACAUGGCAUGGAAAGCAAAAAGCGAAAUCUGCCGAUGCCGCGCAACAACAACGCAUGAUGCUCGGGUUUAUGAAAUGGUUCACAGCCGCAUGCUCUUGCUCAUCCCUUGUCCUACUAUUCCAAGUGCUUUGGGGCAUCCUGGAUGUAUUUACCUUGUCACUGCCGACCCAAAUUUACUAUUUUAUCCCCUACACAGCUAUUGCGGCGCUAGGGGAUUUGGGAGCAAGCUGUUGCCUGAUUGCAGCUGUCUGGAAGUGUGGAAAG
This is a messenger RNA of Mesorhabditis spiculigera, 411 nucleotides long. NCBI's taxonomy places the organism in Eukaryota, Metazoa, Nematoda, Chromadorea, Rhabditida, Rhabditidae. The record is from the annotation of a GenBank genome assembly.